AGUACCACUCGUAACUCAUACAAUACAAACCAGUCUAUUUUAAUUUUUUUGACAUGCCAAGUUCACUUUAGUGAUGCACGAGGUAUAUAACUCCACCUUAUGAUAUAACAGUUGCUUCUUUUGGUACUUCAGCAUGCUGCAAACAGCUGUUUACCAUUGAUCGAUCGAUAAAUACGCCAAAUUCAUGGCGAGCAAAAAUAAAAAUCUGCAAAAUUUUCCGGAGUCACCGUCAGAAGAACAAAACACAACCCUCUCUCCAGUCUGGUAUUCACCAAGAACCAAAUCAAUAGCGCCCUCUGAUUCAAACAUAUUAGUAUGUAUUUCUCGUUUAGAAGCAAUCAUCAAGACUACAGUGGAACAUUUCCAGAAAUGGAACUUGGCUGAAAAACGGGGAGUUCAAAUAUGCCUACACAUAGAAUCAAUCAAAAGUAAGGCAUUUGAGCUCAUAAAUUCCUCAGAGAAAUCUAAAGACUUUACAUUAUAUCCCUCUGCAAUGAAACCGCAAUGUAAAAAUUUAGCAAUAUUGUCUUCAAUUUGCCAUGACAUUUCUGUAAAAACCAAAGAUUCUCUUAGGCAGUUAAAAUCUUUAAGUAAAUCACCCGGUAGCUCCAACGUAAUAUUUUACCGUUCCUGGCAAUUACCAGAGUACAUAGCGUUCUUAGAAGAUCUUUCAAAUAGGUAUGAAAAGGAGGCUGAAGUAAAAAAAGCUGUAGCAGAAAACAUUCCCCAUUGCACAUCCAAAUCCGAACUUAUUCGAUGGACUUCUUUAUGGGAAUGUCCCCAAUAUGUUGAUGCAUAUGUCAGCGCUUUAUUUUUAUAUUUUAAAGAGGAAACAGCAAAUAAAAACAAUAGCUAACCAAAUUGCUAUAAAAUUAA
This is a messenger RNA of Stomoxys calcitrans (stable fly), 876 nucleotides long. RefSeq lists its product as uncharacterized. The transcript has 3 exons. The record is from RefSeq and is a predicted model, not a curated record. Bases 185 to 856 code for a protein of 223 amino acids. NCBI's taxonomy places the organism in Eukaryota, Metazoa, Arthropoda, Insecta, Diptera, Muscidae.